ACUUUUGUCUCCGGUAGCUACCCUGCCUUCUCGAGUCCCGUAAAUAGCGCGCAAUCAUAAGUGAAGACGGUUCCUGAGCAGAAGUCGUGUUCACAAUGGUUGGCCAGGAGAAAACAAUCCCAAAUGGAAUUAAAUUUCUGUUUGGUGGAAUGGCGGGCAUGGGGGCAACAUGCUUUGUACAGCCACUAGACCUUGUCAAGAAUAGGAUGCAAGUUGCCACAAGCAGGGAACACAAGACAAGCUUCCAUGUAAUCAAGCACAUAGUGCAGAGUGAAGGUGUGGUAGCUCUUUACUCUGGUCUGUCUGCUGGGCUGCUGCGCCAGGCCACCUACACCACCACUCGUCUUGGUAUUUACACUUGGCUGUUUGAGAAAGCCUCAGGGCCCAAUGGUGAGCCCCCAAACUUCCUGAUGAAGGCUUGCCUAGGUAUGGCAGCAGGUGUGGUGGGCUCCUUCGUAGGCACCCCUGCAGAGGUGUCAUUGAUACGAAUGACUUCAGAUGGUAGACUGCCUCCAGCUGAACGUCGCAAUUACAAGAAUGUGUUGGAUGCACUCGUGAGAAUGACUCGAGAGGAGGGUCUGUUCACACUUUGGAGGGGAGCCAUACCAACAAUGGGGAGAGCCAUGGUAGUAAAUGCUGCUCAGUUAGCAUCAUACUCCCAAGCAAAACAGGCCUUAUUGGGAACUGGCUACUUCCGAGAGAAUAUUUUCCUUCACUUUUGUGCUUCCAUGAUCUCCGGCCUGGUUACGACUGCUGCUUCCAUGCCUGUUGACAUUGCAAAAACAAGAAUUCAGAAUAUGAAGAUGAUUGAUGGAAAACCUGAAUAUAAAGGAGCAUUGGAUGUUCUUGGAUCUGUAAUACGUAAAGAAGGCUUCUUCUCCCUCUGGAAGGGAUUCACCCCUUACUACAUGCGUCUUGGCCCUCAUACAGUCCUCACCUUUAUCUUCCUUGAGCAGAUGAAUCUAAUGUACAAGAAACACGUUCUUGGAGAUUCCUCAGCCAAGGGAGGAGGAUUGUAGAUUAGACUGCAAUAUGUGAAGGCAUUCAAAAUCUCUCACUUUUUGCAAAAUAGUAAAAGAAGCAGUGCAAUAAGAAAAAGUUAAAGACAGUUUUAAGUACUGCAUAGGAUAAUUAUGUGCUUUAGACACAAAUAACACAAUUAGUUUUACCAUUCUCAUGAUUUUGAUAAUGGGAAUUAUUUCUUAGUAGAGCUAAAGAAAACACUGCUUUAUUAGACUACAUGGAAAAAUUAACUAAAACUGUGACUUCUUGAAUUGCUGCUGCUACCAUGACCAUUGCCAAUAAUACUAUAUGCCGGAAUUCCUUGCUCAGUUAUGGAACAAACUGCGAUCUCUCUCUCUCUCUCUCUCUCUCUCUCUCUCUCUCUCUCUUUAAAAUUUCAGUUAUUCAAAGGUGCAUUUUAAAUAAGGUUUUCCCAACAAGUUUUCAUAAAAUAUUCUAGGAUGAUCAUUUAUUUCAUCACUUAUAUUGCUACAUAAAAAUUAAGCACUAAGCACAAAAAAAUGGUAAAUAUUGAGUUAUAUGCAUAAUUCUUCAAACUAAUAAAGAUAUGUAGGGUGCAUUGUAUAUUUGGUUAAUGUUUGCUGAGGCUAAUGCUAUUUGAGAGUUAUUCAUACUAAAGGCUAACUUGUAUAUUACUCAUUGUAGACGAAAUGCAUGCAUUAAAAGUAAUUAUUUAGUUCUACUUUUAUAACUAAGAUUUGAAAUGUUAAACUUUACCUUGCAGGAGUCACUAUGAAAAUGUAAAAACUCAAAAUAAUGUCACAUUGCUUAUUACUAACGACCCUGAUGUGAUGGCCUCCCACUUAUGCUACACCUCUGAUGUCUCACUACAAAAUCAGACUAGAGUCAAGGCUUACUAGAUUGCCAUGCAUAUCUAUUCAUAAUGUUCAAAAGCUGUUCACAACAAUUUAGUAUAAAUUUUGUUACUUCUUACUUAGAAUGGCUGCUAUCUAAAGAGCUACCAUAUCUAUUUGCAGGAAGAAAUUAUAAGUAUCAUAUCAGAACUAAAAAUUAGUUUUCAUAUUUGAAGUACAUCAGUACUGGCUUUUAUUUAUUUCGUUUAUUUUCUUAUUUGUAGCACAGGAGUCAGUGGUUUGGAAGUAUGGUUAUUUUCAUCAAAAUGUUAGAUAAAUGAUUAACCAUUGUUAAAUGAUUCCUUCAGAACUGGAUAUGGCCUUUAAACAAAGAUGACUUAUAAAUGAUGAUGAUAGUUUUAUUAUGUUCAGUACAAUUACCAAAGUAAAUUACAAUAGUCAUAGGCAUGUGAAGAAAUUUGAAAUAUGAAAUGAAUAUAGAUUUCUAGAAAUGUAAUUCUGUUUCCCUACAGUUUGAUAAGUCAUUGCAGUGUUGUCAUGAUGACCCUUUUAACUUAUGUGUAUCUGAAUGUGGCAAAUCUUAUUGGCAGUAGCAGCUCGUGAUUAGGCUGAACCUCUUCUGGUUUCAGUAAAACUGACUUCAGACAAAAUGUAUGUUUAAUUUAUUAUUCAUUGAGUCACUGAGUGUGACAUUAGGUAUAUUUUGUGAACAGAUCUGAACCCUCACAAAGUCAUAUAUACAUAAUUGUGCACAUUCUCAGGUUCAAAACUUAAGAAGACAAUGGAUUUAUUUAACAAAAUUUCCAAUAACUUUUCUUUAUUGCUGGCUUUUCUCUUGAGGUGAUGCGCACUGUUCUGUCGAGAGAUUAGAAGUGCCUCAGGAGAUGUGUUUUUUUUGUGGUAGAUCACAAUUUCUAAAAAAAAUUACACAAGUAAAAUAGAAGGCAGCAAGCUACAAUGUUAUAGUAAAACAUCCAUAAAUCCUGAAGUGUCCAGGUGCUUUUAGAACUUGAUGUUAGCAAUGAAUAAGUUAUAAACAUAUUCAUGUAUGAAGUGACAACUGGUACAAAAUUUGCAGAAUUUGGUCUCGCAAUAUUGAACACUAUUGCUAACACAGCUAUGGUAUAAACCCAUAUUAUCGGAACUUAGUCAUAAUCUUCAUGAUGAAAAAUUUCAGUAACAUGGUAACUGAUAUCAACUAUAACUGUACCAUUGUGCAUUUUUUAUUUAUUUAUCAAGCAUCAUGUGCUAUGUAUUCAGUCUCAAAACCUAGAGUGCAUGUUGCUAGUGAAAGAUGAUGAUGAUGAUGUUUUUAGAGAUGGGAAACUGGCCUAGAAAAAAAAAAAAAAAAAAAAAAAAAAAAAAAGCCUACUCAAUUGCCAGUCCUCUUGCAGGUCAGUCAACUGAAAGAAAGGGACAUAUGUCUUGAGACCUCCCUCUUAAAAGAAGUCAAGUUGUAGGAAGUUGGAAAUACAGAAGCAGGAGUUCCAGAAUUUACCAGAGAGUGGUUUGAAUUACUGAAAAUACUGGUUAAUUCUUGCAUUAGAGAGCUGGACAGAAUAGAGAUAAAAAGAAAUAUGUUGUUAAAUGAAAGGCUCAUCCCCAAUUUUUCUCAAACCUUUUGUUGUGUUGCUAAAGAAAUAAGUACAUUGAUCUUCAUUAAUGAGAUAAUUAUAAAAAGAAUACAGCUGUAAUAUUUCAAUAGUUAUUGCAGUAGGUAAGAAGCAGUUAUUUAUGGCAAAUCAGAGGAAUUGUUUCAAUGGCAAUGAACAAGUGUUAACCAAUUAACCAUAACCAAGACUAUAUUAUGCAGAAAGUGUGCCAUAUGAGAUGAGAGAUGCCUUUAGCAAAUGUUUGCCUAUAUAUUUAGCAGGCUUAUAUACCUACAAUGGGUAACUGAAAAAAAAAUGAAAAUUGAAACAUGUAGUAUUGACAAGCCUGGUGUUGUUGAUUUUAAUUCAAUAUAGACAACAGUAAAAAUCCCAAUUCUACAGAGGAGUAUGAUGCAAAUUUGUAAGAAGGGUAGAUGUACUUAUAUUGAGCAAAGAGGCUCCUACAUUCUAGAUCAGAACUACAAUAGUUGGAAAUUACAUAUUGUGAAACUAACAUUGUUGCAUUUCUGAAUGUAAAUUCUAUACAUUUAAAAGCUAAUUUUGUGUUUAAUUAUUGUACAAUUAUAUUAGUUGGAUAAGUUUUGGUUUAGGCAAAAUAAUAUACCAUUUCCUGACUGAAUAUCAUAAUGUGUGUGUGUGUGUGUGUGUGUGUGUGUGUGUGUGUGUGUGUAUAUAUAUAUAUAUAUAUAUAUAUAUAUAUAUAUAUAUAUAUAUAUAUAUAUAUAUAUAUAUAUAUAUAUAUAUAUAUAUAUAUAUAUAUAAAACAUUUCUUGAAUAACAUACUAUAUUUAUGCAAAUCUCCUAAGGCACAAACAGUUGCAUAAAAGUUUUUAAGUGAAAUGUUUUUGCUAAUAUGACCAUCCAAACCCUCUUUAUUGUCUCAACAAUCAUUGCUGUAUAAAUUAACAAGAUGUAAAUUGAGUGUAUAACUGUUUGCAAUGAAGAAUAUUUAUUCAAUUAUUAAUUUGGUGAAAUUGUUGUUUGAACAUUCAUAGAUGAGGAGUGCAAAUUUUUUUUGAAGUUUAUUGUAUAUUUUAUAAAUCAACAUGACAGAUUUAAGUACCAGAUUAAGGUAGGUAGCUGAGAUGUCACACUUUGUCUUAUUGUAGGAAUAUGAAUACGAAAGAGGUGCUUGUGAUGAUUAAAGGAUGUGGAUCUCAAGAAUAACAAAGAAAACCUCAAAAAUGUUAAAACUUAUCUGUUACACCUGUUCUAUCUAUCGGUACUUAAUUGACGUAAAUAUUUGUUAUGUAUGUGUAUGAUUGUUAUAUUCAUCAAUGAUGAAUAGUUGCAUUUUGUUGUUCCUAUAUAGUAUAUUAGCAUUAUAUUUGGUCUGUUACAAGAUUCUAUUGAAUGCAAAUAUUAUUCUUUUUAUAUUUUGUUCAAGUAGUUUUUUUCACAAGUAAAAUAUUGACACUGACCAUUAAUGUGAGUCUUCCCAGUCACACUUAAAGCUUUUGACAGCUACAUUCAUAUCAGUGAUAACAGUAUUGUUAUUAAUUGCGCUUGAACAUUUAGAAAAGAUGUACAGGAAUUUCUCAUUCAUACCAUAGAUAAAACUGUAUUUUUAUAGUUGAAGGUUACUAGCUUCAUACUUGAUAUUUCGGUUUAACAUGUUCGAGGAUAUAUCUAGAAUAUUUGUAUUGAAGCUGCUUCUAAGGACCCAAUGUGUCUAAGACAAAAUGUCUGAUGUUCUGUUUAGAACUUGAAAUUAAUCUUUUCCUUGUUCAUUUGCCCUGAUUGUAUAUUUGUACAUAAUAAAUGUCACUUAAAAAGUCA
Molecule: messenger RNA, 5230 nt
Organism: Portunus trituberculatus (swimming crab)
Lineage: Eukaryota; Metazoa; Arthropoda; Malacostraca; Decapoda; Portunidae
Product: mitochondrial 2-oxoglutarate/malate carrier protein-like
Exons: 6
Coding region: 96-1019 (307 amino acids)
Biological process (GO): succinate transmembrane transport; thiosulfate transport; phosphate ion transmembrane transport
Molecular function (GO): antiporter activity; malate transmembrane transporter activity; succinate transmembrane transporter activity
Source: RefSeq, a predicted model, not a curated record